Messenger RNA from Carassius auratus (goldfish), 1151 nucleotides. Its product is annotated as ribonuclease inhibitor-like. Gene Ontology annotation, molecular function: protein binding. The record is from RefSeq and is a predicted model, not a curated record. Bases 542 to 940 code for a protein of 132 amino acids. NCBI's taxonomy places the organism in Eukaryota, Metazoa, Chordata, Actinopteri, Cypriniformes, Cyprinidae. The transcript has 2 exons.
GGAUAACCAGAAUCGAAACCAGAAACAAGCAGGGAAUCAGAGUAGGAAUACACAGUAUAAAGGUUGAACACGGGAAAACAAAACACAGGGGAAAAAUGCUCUGAAAUGUUGACAGGGCUAAACAAGACUUCGCAAUGAGUGCAUGUGUGAGAGCAGCUUAUAUGUGUAUGGAAAUGAGGUGCAGGUGUGACUGCAAUCAGUCCCAGGUAUGAGGCCUUGUGGGAAAUGGAGUUCAUGAUGGGUCUUGAGUGAGUCCUGAGUGGAGUGCCCUCUACUGAAGUUCAUGGUCACUUCAGCUAACGAUCGUCACAAAGGAACACCCGGCUAUUAAAAACCUAGGUUUGAUGUUUUAUGAUGAGUUUAAUUAUUAAAACAAAAUGAAAAUAUUAAGUAAAAGAAGCCUUUUAUUUGAUAGCCUUACACUCUCAAAGUAAUCACUGAAUAUAUCAUAUAUAAUAUAUGGUUAUAGCUUUGCAUUAACUGCAUUACUAGUCAAUGGUUUUUGCAAGUUAUCUGUGCUCCAGAAUAUAAACCGUACCAAAUGAAGACAUUAUUUGUUUUGUAUUAUUAUUUUUGUUUUCUACACAGGUUACAGAGCUGUAAUCUCACUGCUCAGUCUUGUGAGAGUUUGUCUUCAGCUCUACAGUCGUCAAACUCCUUUCUGAGAGAGCUGGAGCUGAGCAACAAUGACCUGGAGGAUUCUGGAGUGAAGCUUCUUUCUGAUGGACUGAAGAGUCCAAACUGUCAGCUGGAGAUUCUGAGGUUACAGAGCUGUAAUCUCACUGCUCAGUCUUGUGAGAGUUUGUCUUCAGCUCUACAGUCGUCAAACUCCUUUCUGAGAGAGCUGGAGCUUAGCAACAAUGACCUGGAGGAUUCUGGAGUGAAGCUUCUUUCUGAUGGACUGAAGAGUCCAAACUGUCAGCUGGAGAUUCUGAGGUAAAUUGUUUACCAUAAAAUAAUACAGAUGCCUAUUAUACAGAUUUUUCAACCUGAGAUAAAUGACCCGGGUGGACUGUGUACAUCUGACAAUAAGAAUGUUUAUUUUUUUUAAAUACAAUUUUUAUUGUUUUAACAUCGUUUAAACAUGACAUAUCGAAGACAAUCAGCAAUUACCCCAGUAUGAAAAAAAAGAUACAAAUAAUAAUAAAUAA